Messenger RNA from Paramecium sonneborni, 2266 nucleotides. NCBI's taxonomy places the organism in Eukaryota, Ciliophora, Oligohymenophorea, Peniculida, Parameciidae. The record is from the annotation of a GenBank genome assembly.
AUGUUUAACAACUAUAAUAUGAAUUUAAAACAAAACGAGCUUUAUGAACAGUUGUAUGAAAAGCUUCAAGAUAAUUUAAAAGAAGAAUUCAUUUAAUUGAUUGAUGAAUAUGAAUCCUAAAUAAAUUAGCAUCUUUUUGAAUAAGAAAAGUUGUUAGAUCAAAUAAACAAUUUGUAAUUGUAAACUCAAAAUAAAUUAGAUUAAGAAUUAGCUAAGUAAUGUUUAUUUCAAAUAUAAAUUAGUAACUUUGAACUUUAAAAAUAAAUAAACUAGUUGAAUGAAUAAUUAUAGCAACAAAAUACCUAAAUUUCAUUUUUAAAUAAAUCGAUGAAAAAUGUAUAUAUUGAAUAAUUAGACUUGUUUUCUCCUAUUAAAGCUCCUUCACUCUCUCCUCAAAUAACUAGAACAUAAUGUAAUAUUAUUAUUUUAUGAUGAAUUAGCAAUAAAUAAAUAAGUUAAGAGAAAGUUAUUAAUGACAGAUAAAGAAAAUGAUAACUUAGGUAAUUGUUACAGCAGCAUAAAAAAGAUUAGAUAGAAUGAAAAUUUUCUAGAAGAAUAAGAAUUUUUGAUUUAUUUCAAAGAGCAAUGCAUAAAAGAGUUUUUAGACAAAUAAAUGGAAAGAGAAUAAGAUUUAUAUAAUUUAUGGUAAAAGAUGUAAAAUAAGAGUUUGGAGAAGUGUUAGUAAUUAUAAGAAACAAUAGAUUUAGUCUGUUCUUAGAUGGAUGCUUAUAAAUAAUAAUAUUAUUAAGAUAUUAAACUCUAUACUGAUGCAAUUUAAUCACUUGAAAUUAGAUUAUCAAAAUAUAAGAUUGGUUUUCAACAUAUUUUAUAAAAUAGUAGCAAUUAAAUUGAAAUGAAUAGUAUUAUUCAAAUAGCAAAGAGUUUGAAUACUGAAUUUAAUAAUGUGAAUGAUAUGGAUAAAUUAAUUGAUGUCUUAAUGGAAUUUAAUUAGACAAGCCAGAAAUUUAAUAUAAGUCUUUAAAGUAAUUAAAAUAUUAAGAUUUAAAAUAUGUAAAAUUAAAUUGAAGAAUUAGAAUAGUAAAAGAAAGAAUAUAAUGAUAUUAAAAUACAAAGAUAAGAAUUAUUAGAAUUAAGUUAGUAAAUGAAUAGUAAAAUAAUAUAACAAUCAAAUUAGAUUGAAGAAAUGAAUUAAUAAAUAGCUUCUCUUACUUAAUUAUUUGCUAAGUCUUUAUAAGAUUUAGAAAGAAUAUAAGGUGAAAAUGAAACAUUAAGAAAAUCUUAUAAUUUUAAUACUAAUUUCAGUAAUACUGUAACAAGCAGAACUUAAGAGGGAAGUGUUAGUUUAAAGAAUCAUUUUAUUGCAAAUAGAUAUUCAACAUAUAUUCCAAGAGAAAGUUUUAGUUGUAAGAAUUCUUAUCGUAUGGAUCAAAGAUAAACAAAUUUCAGUUCAGACUUUAAAAAAUAAUAACCAAAUUAUGAACUUGAUGAUAUCUGUUGUUUAUUAGAUUAAUUACUUAAUCAAGGUUAUUCAAAUAACACUCUUGAUUUCAUUAACAAUGUAAAUUAAUGAAUUUAAUGAUAGUUUCAAUGUUAGUGUGGCAAUUUCAAAAUUUAGAUGCUAUGGUAAAAACUAAAAGAUUUCUUAAUAAUUGUUUACUAUUCAUAUAAUUAAUAAGACGAUAUCUUUAUAUCAUUAAACAAAUUUAUUUGCGAUCUUAAAUUACCAAUUAAUUAAUUUGAAUUAAUUGUUGAAGAUGGCUUAUAAUAAACAACUAGUAAAUUAGAAUCAAAUUCUAUUUUAUUAUGUUAAUUAUUACAUCGAUUAAUAUCUGAUAUUCAUGAUAUGAAAUCAUCUUAAACAUUUAUUUUUGAAUCUAAUUUUAAGGGAGAAUCUUAAAAAGAUUAUUCAUAAAGUAUUAUGUAAGAAUUGACCAAUCUAUCAAAACAAUUAAUUCACAUCUGUUAAGAAAAUGAUGAUAUUAUAGUCUUACAAAUUGAAAGAUAGAUUGAAAUACAAGAAUAAUUAAAACUUUAAAGAAAUAAACAAUUAAGGGAUAUUUAAACUAGUACUUGUAAGAUUUUAAUGGAAUUAUUUAAAGAAUGGAAAUAAAAUUAUCUAAACAUUUCAUAAAUCUUAUUAAUUUUAUGUAAGGGUUGGCAAUAAUUAUAAUAAUAAAAAUAGGAUAGAGUUUUAGAUGGAAUAUUGAAAAAUGUGCAUGAUGAAAUAAAAUAAUUAUAAAAAUCCAAUUUAGGAUAAAUUAUUAGUUAAGAAUUGAAAACAUUUUCAUUUAUAUAUAAAAAAUGA